ACUUUUUAUGGUGUCUUCCCGGAGGAAGUGCUCAAAAGGCUUGUUCGGUGCAAGUGCUCUGAUGAAAUUGCAUAACCCGGUAAAGGUUUUGCAGAAAGAGCUUCUCCAAGAACUUCCAACACUAGUCAACUCGAUGUCAGACUCUGUUCCUUUCUCUCUAAUCAGUUUGAUAUACAUGGCAGUUUCUGUUGCUACAGCAAUCACGACAACGGAUCUUGUAAGCAAGAGCGUGGCAGUUGAAUCACAUGUCGGAGGAACCACAAUUCGAGUUGGGGGUGUGGCAAAAGGCUCCGGGAUGAUCCAUCCAAGUAUGGCAACCUCCUGAGACUGUGACCAUGGCCAAGAGACAGGGUUUCAUGUACUGUUGUUGUGUUAUGAUCUCAAUUUGUAAACUUAUUUUGCUUCAUAUUAAAGUUGAUUUAUCAUACUUGAUACAAAUGCAAAUGCACACAAAAACAAAAACAAUUGUA
Molecule: messenger RNA, 470 nt
Organism: Thlaspi arvense
Lineage: Eukaryota; Viridiplantae; Streptophyta; Magnoliopsida; Brassicales; Brassicaceae
Source: the annotation of a GenBank genome assembly